Molecule: messenger RNA, 3217 nt
Organism: Tympanuchus pallidicinctus (lesser prairie-chicken)
Lineage: Eukaryota; Metazoa; Chordata; Aves; Galliformes; Phasianidae
Gene: ZBTB14
Product: zinc finger and BTB domain containing 14
Exons: 2
Coding region: 1843-3189 (448 amino acids)
Biological process (GO): regulation of transcription by RNA polymerase II
Cellular component (GO): nucleus
Molecular function (GO): DNA-binding transcription factor activity, RNA polymerase II-specific; RNA polymerase II cis-regulatory region sequence-specific DNA binding; protein binding
Source: RefSeq, a predicted model, not a curated record
CAGGAGCCGCGGCGACAGUCACGAGCUCAGAUGGAAGUCCCGGCAGCAGCCGUGGUCACAGCGGUGAAAAAGCCGUGUGAGGGGACGAACAAUAAGUAGUGCGGUGGCAACGGGGUGCUCCUCCAGUUUGCUGCAGUGCACCACUCGGGUGCCUGCUGCAUACCGCUACAGAGUUUGGUUUCUUUCCCCGAUCCCAAACUCCUGUGUGCUCACCAACACGACUUUCAGCUAGUUAAUCAUUCGGUAAUUUAUUCCCGUUUAGCAGAUCUUAACAGAUUCGUAGCAAAAUUGUGUAUUGUUUAAUGAAAAUAGAAGGUAUCACUGCUAGAUCGUCAGCAGUGGCACUUUGCUGUGUGCUCAAAAGGAAAGCAGGGCUUUCCCCAGCUUGCAAAGAGCUCUGAAACCUGUUGGAAUAGUUAGUCGUGCCAUUUGGUGGAUUGGAUAUAAGGACCAAAACUUUAUUAUAAGGGUGGUGAGGCGCUGGAACAGGUUGCCCAGAAGGAUGAUGAAUGCCUCAUCCCUGGAGACGCUCAAGGUCAGGCUGAAUGGGGCUGUGAGCAACCUGAUCUGCUAUAGGUGUCCCUGUUCAUUGCAGGAGGGUUCUACUGAAUGUCCUUUAAGGGUACCUACCAAUUCAGUUUCUUGAUUCUUUGAUGCCUCAUUCUAGAUCAGCAGAGCCAGGCAGCCCAGGAAAACACACACAAUAUUUCUUAGUUUUCUUUUACCUGUUUCACAUACUUAUACACUUCCUUUCUGACUUUGACUUCAUUUCUGAUCAAUCUUAACAUUUGACUGCAUAGCCCAAAUAAUUUUAACAUUUGUUUCUUCUUUUUUUUCUUUUUCUCUCUUUUUUUUUCUUUUUUUUUUCAAGUCGAUAGUUCCAUAUGCUGCAAUGCCAGGCUUGCAAAAACUGUCUGAUGCUGAAUGUUUCUACAUCAUAUUAAACAGCCAUUGCCAAGGGGUGGAAGUUGCAUACCUACCAGCUGCUUCCAUUUUCAUAUCUGGUCAAGGGUAAAUAGGCACUGAGGAGUGGCAUUCCCAAUAGCUGCAUGACAGGUGAUGGAGGGAGAUGUCUGAACCAAAUAUUGGCUUACCUGAUCAAGUAGUUGGCAACCCUGCCUAUGGCAGGGAGGUUGGAGUUCUAGGAUUUUUAAAGUCCUUUCCAAUCUAAGCCAUUCAGUGACUGCCUCCCUCCCCCAUGUGUUUCCUGCCCCUAUCACAAGGGCUGCCUGUUGGAGAUUGGGACUGAAUAAUAUCACUUCUGUAUUUUUCAGUGUUUCUGUGCCAAAUGUCUCCACCGUUUGUUUGAAAAUCUGAUAUCCUGGGUGUUUCUUGACAUGCAUCCAUCUGUGGCCCAAUGUGCCAUCCUUGGGGCUGCUUUGCCUGCUUGCCAUGCUCUUCUCUGGUCUUGCUCACCUCACUCAGCAGAAAACUGUCCCCUCUUCUGGAUGAACUAAUAGAUUGACUUUGUGGAGUCCUGUGGAGGUUUUCCUGGCUUUUGGAUCUAGGGAAGAGUGAGUAGCAGGAAAACAGUCAGAGAAGUAAAGAAACCAGCAGAAAGUAAACAUGAUUUAUGGCAACAACAGAACUAUUAUCAGAUAAGUUUGUGCAGUCAUCUGUAGAAUCUGUCUAAAUAAUAACGGAGUGUUUUAGCACUGUGCGUGGUGUCAUUUUAAAUAAUUGAAAAUGCCAUGCUUUAAUGCACUAAUGUAAAACAGAUUUUAUCAUUUCUUAAUAUGUUAAUGUUUUCCUGUCUUUCAGGCUGAAGGUGGCCCUUUGUAAGGGUUAAUCAUCCGUCAAAUAUUUAAUAAUUGUUUGUUCAGAAAAUUUCCUGCAUUGUUCAUGGAGUUUUUCAUCAGUAUGUCUGAAACCAUUAAAUAUAAUGAUGACGAUCACAAAACUGUGUUCUUGAAAACAUUAAAUGAACAACGUUUGGAAGGAGAAUUUUGUGACAUAGCUAUCGUGGUUGAAGAUGUUAAAUUCCGAGCACAUAGGUGUGUGCUUGCAGCCUGCAGUACCUACUUCAAAAAGCUUUUCAAAAAACUAGAGGUCGAUAGUUCCUCAGUAAUCGAAAUAGAUUUUCUUCGUUCUGAUAUUUUUGAGGAAGUUCUUAAUUACAUGUACACCGCAAAGAUUUCUGUUAAGAAGGAAGAUGUAAAUUUGAUGAUGUCUUCAGGCCAGAUUCUUGGUAUUCGUUUUCUGGAUAAACUCUGCUCUCAAAAACGUGAUGUAUCUAGUCCUGAGGAGAACACACAGUCCAAGAGCAAGUACUGUCUGAAAAUAAACCGUCCUAUUGGGGAACCUAAUGAUACCCAGGAUGAUGAGGUAGAAGAGAUUGGAGAUCACGAUGACAGUCCAUCGGAUGUGACAGUGGAAGGAACUCCCCCCAGUCAGGAAGAUGGGAAAUCACCAACCACUACCCUGAGAGUUCAGGAGGCGAUUCUGAAGGAGUUGGGAAGUGAAGAGGUUCGAAAGGUAAACUGCUAUGGCCAAGAAGUGGAGCCUAUGGAAACAACGGAGUCAAAAGACUUAGGAUCUCAAACCCCUCAGGCUUUGACAUUUAAUGAUGGCAUAAGUGAAGUGAAAGAUGAACAGACGCCAGGCUGGACGACAGCAGCUGGGGAUAUGAAGUUUGAAUAUCUGCUUUAUGGUCAUAGGGAACACAUUGUAUGUCAGGCUUGUGGUAAGACCUUUUCUGAUGAGGCACGACUGAGAAAACAUGAAAAGCUACACACUGCUGAUAGACCAUUUGUUUGUGAAAUGUGUACAAAGGGCUUUACCACACAAGCUCAUUUGAAAGAGCAUCUGAAAAUACACACAGGUUACAAGCCUUACAGUUGCGAGGUAUGUGGAAAGUCUUUUAUUCGUGCACCGGACUUAAAAAAGCAUGAAAGAGUUCACAGUAAUGAGAGGCCAUUUGCAUGCCACAUGUGCGAUAAAGCUUUCAAGCACAAGUCCCACCUCAAAGACCAUGAAAGAAGACACCGGGGAGAGAAACCUUUUGUCUGCAGUUCCUGCACUAAAGCAUUUGCUAAAGCAUCAGAUCUAAAGAGGCAUGAGAACAAUAUGCACAGUGAAAGAAAACAAGUUACUACAGCCAAUUCCAUCCAGAGUGAAACAGAACAGUUACAGGCAGCAGCUAUGGCUGCUGAAGCAGAGCAGCAAUUAGAAACUAUAGCUUGUAGUUAAAAAAAAGAAAGAAAGAAAGAAAGAAAAA